This is a messenger RNA of Spinacia oleracea (spinach), 765 nucleotides long. Its product is annotated as protein PELPK1. Bases 1 to 765 code for a protein of 254 amino acids. Lineage: Eukaryota; Viridiplantae; Streptophyta; Magnoliopsida; Caryophyllales; Amaranthaceae. The record is from RefSeq and is a predicted model, not a curated record. The transcript has a single exon.
AUGGGUUCUCGCUUGUUUCCUCUUGGAAUGCUGUUUGUUGCUUGUGUGAUGAGCACUGGGACAAUGCCGGUUGCAGCUCGUCACCUUUUAGAUGCUUCCUUACCAGAGCAUGAGCAUCCCAAGGCAGAGUUGCCAAAACCUGAACUUCCAAAGCCUACCUUGCCCGAGCUUCCUAAACCCGCAAUGCCCGAACUCCCGAAGCCCGUUUUUCCUGAGCUUCCCAAGCCCACAUUGCCUGAACUUCCCAAACCCACAUUACCGGAGCCCCUUAAACCCACUGUGCAUGAAUUGAAUGAGGCGCCCAAGCCUAUCGAGCAUGAAUUGCCCAAGCCUACACUGCCAGAGUUGCCAAAACCUAGUGUACCUGAAAUGCCUAAGCCCGUCUUACCCGAGAUACCAAAACCAACCUUACCAGAGCUCCCCAAACCCAUUGUGCACCAAGUACCCAAGCCAACACUACCGGAACUACCAAAGCCUAAAUCCGUUGAGGCGCCCAAGCCUACUGAGCAUGAAUUGCCAAAGCCUACAUUACCAGAACACCCUAAACCUAUUGAAAUGCCUAAACCCCAUUUGGACGAGCUUCCGAAACCUAAGAUGCCUCAACUUCCCAAACCUACUUUUCCCGAGCUGCCAAAGGACACCAUGCCAGAGAUGCCCGAGUUGCCCAAGCCCUCUCUACCAGCAAUGCCAAAACCCAGUGUUCCCGACCUACCUAAGCCCACAACUCCUCAACUCCCCAACUCAUCCAUCCAAAGCAAGCCUUGA